AUGAAGCUGUUGACUAAGGAAGAGAUUGAGGCCCACAGGUCGCACACGCUGUCGGGUGGUAUUCAAGGCUGUGUUGCGGGUCUUGCGGUGAGUGCGCUGAUGUUCAAGUUUUUGCCUAGGCGGUACCCUAGCUUCAACCCUGCGCGCAUGACCUGGUCUAUCAAGACCGCGCUGUUUAUUACGCCUCCUACGCUGCUGACCGCUAUCUGUGCCGAGGAGGCCUCGAACAACUUCGACGCAACUAUGUACAGCUCAGGGUCCUCCUCGAAGGACGCCAUCGAGGAGCACCAGCGCUGGAAGAACUUGCCCUUGAAGGACAAGCUUGUCGAGGGUCUGUCCAACAACAAGUACAAGAUCAUCACCGGUGCGUGGGCCGCCUCUCUGUACGGGUCCUGGGUGCUGGUCGACCGUGACCCGAUCAUGACCACCGCCCAGAAGGCCGUCCAGGCCAGAAUGUACGCCCAGUUCAUCACCGUGGCCUUGUUGCUGGCCUCCGUCGGUCUAAGCAUGUACGAGGCUAAGCUACACCCCGACAAGAAGAAGCAAGGCGAGAAGAGACGCUGGGAGAAGGCCCUGCAGUACGCCGAGCAAGAGGAAAGAGAGGAGGCAGAGGCCAAGGCCCGCGGUUUUGUCUCCAACGAGGACAGAGUCAACGCCAAGAUCUACAAGUACAAAUAA
Nakaseomyces glabratus is the source of this 678-nucleotide messenger RNA. It is a transcript of the gene RCF2, whose product is annotated as Rcf2p. The record is from RefSeq and is a predicted model, not a curated record. Gene Ontology annotation, cellular component: mitochondrial inner membrane. Gene Ontology annotation, biological process: mitochondrial respiratory chain complex IV assembly. Lineage: Eukaryota; Fungi; Ascomycota; Saccharomycetes; Saccharomycetales; Saccharomycetaceae.